This is a messenger RNA of Lentinula edodes (shiitake mushroom), 1435 nucleotides long. RefSeq lists its product as uncharacterized. The transcript is spliced from 10 exons. Gene Ontology annotation, cellular component: extracellular region. Gene Ontology annotation, molecular function: cellulose binding. Lineage: Eukaryota; Fungi; Basidiomycota; Agaricomycetes; Agaricales; Omphalotaceae. The record is from RefSeq and is a predicted model, not a curated record. Gene Ontology annotation, biological process: carbohydrate metabolic process. The coding region runs from base 60 to 1064 and encodes 334 amino acids.
CGACAUUCUUCCACCAUUUACCCCACUUGCGAGCCUAUUCCGAGAUUUAUAAGGUGCUCAUGUUUGCAGGUACUUCAUCAAUCAUGUUCGUGCAAACUUCCUUUGUAGCGCUUCUUUGUGGCUCAGCUUACGCUGGGACCACGAUAUGGUCAGGAAGUUUCAACCCAUAUCCAACCGUCAGCACUUUCGAUGACUGGUCUUGGGCUGACGAAGUGGGAACGUAUCAAUGGUAUAUUCAUGGAACAGAGCCAACGUCGCACUACCUUGCACUUGACCCUAGCUACAAAAAUCCUGCUGAUACAGCAGAGACCAACGGUCUCAUGGUGACCAUCGACUCUACCGCGGAAUGGAAUUCGGAUAUGGAGCGAACCGAACUCAUUCCACAGACUACCCAGAAUCUGGGUACAGGAAAUCUGUUCUACCAUUUCUCGCUUAGCACCGAUCCAACUGGUCUUAAUGCUCCCGACUCUACCCUAGAGCACCAGAUCUUGUUCUUUGAAAGUCAUUUCACGGAGAUUAAAUAUGGAGUAGCCCCCAACCCAACCGAUCUGCAAUGGAUGGUCAGUAGCCAAUUCCAGUGGGGGACGCCUCUUGUUCCGGGGACAUGGUACAAUUUCGCCUACGAUAUCGACUUUACUGGCUCGACUGUGGGACUUUGGUUCUCCGAUGGCAGUUCGCCCUUGACGAAGGUAGCAAACAAUGUCGCAGCUUCAACCUCAACCAACUCUGAAGACUUCCAUGUUGGCGUUCUACGUAUCGUAAACACGCCCGCUCCAGAGAACUGGUAUAUAUCCGGCGUUUACAUUGAGAAUGGUCCUAUCACGACGGCGAUUGGAAGUGGAAACAGCACCGGGUCAAGUUCAAGUUCCUCCAUCUCCAGCAGUUCUGCUACUUCUGUGACUUCUACACCAACUACCACCAUAAGUUCACCUUCAUCCACGCCUACCGCUACAGCUCCUGAAUACGGUCAAUGUGGAGGCACUGGAUAUACUGGACCAACCACUUGUGCUUCUCCGUUUACCUGCACCGCGAUUAGUCCACCUUACUAUUACCAGUGUCUGUGAUUCUUCGAACGGGAACAUGGAAUUGUUAUCUGAAACUAUCUGAAACCAAUCCACCUUGAGCGUUGAAACGUCGAUGUUACUGCAGUACAGAUAAUGUACCCUACCGGAGCGAGAGAUUUUCGUACAUACAUCCUACCUUCUAAGAGCUACUAACAAUGUAAACACUGAUCUUGCAAUGAAAAUAUCUUACUGUGCAUACAUGGGGGGUCAAUCAAAUUUGAGAUAGAAUAUAGAGGGCAACGAUGAUUUAAUGCAGGGACUGUCUAUCCCGUCUUUAAGCUUGACGACUUGAAGCAUUUUGAGGCGUGUGUUCGUCUAUCCAGUAUGCAUCAAUGGUAUGCCGAGGGUGUAGGGCUAGGUAGGGCUUGAAA